UGCAUAUACAACCCACAAAUCUCUCAAGGCCAUACUAUUAUAACACAGAAAAAUUACAAUGGUCCUUGUGAAGAAGCUCGUUGAUGAGGUCUCUGGCUGGCUCAGAGUCUACGACGACGGCUCCGUCGACCGGACAUGGACCGGCCCACCGGAGGUCAAGUUCAUGGCCGAGCCGGUACCACCACACGACGAUUUCAUCGAGGGCGUCGCGGUCCGAGACGUCGUCGCGGACCGAAAAUCCGGCCUCCGGGUCCGAAUCUAUCUCCCUGAGAAGAACCCCGGCGAGGAGAAAACAAACUUUCCGAUCAUUCUUCACUUCCAUGGCGGCGGCUUCUGCAUCAGUGAAGCAGAUUGGUUCAUGUACUACUACAUUUACGCCCGCCUCGCCCGCGCUGCCCGGGCCGUCAUCGUUUCGGCCUACCUGCGCAGAGCACCGGAGCACCGCCUUCCCGCGGCAGCGGACGACGGAUACUCCGCCCUUCUCUGGCUGCGCUCCCUGGCGAAAUCCGGAGAGUCCAGCGACCUCGGGGACGUGGACUUCAACCGUGUUUUCCUCAUCGGGGACAGCUCCGGCGGGAAUUUAGUCCACGAGGUGGCGGCCCGUGCCGGGAAGGAGGACAUCAGCCCGGUUCGAGUCGCGGGGGCGAUUCCUAUCCACCCGGGGUUCGUCCGUUCGGAGAGGAGCAAGUCCGAGAAGGAACAGCCGCAGUCGCCGUUCCUAACCCUAGACAUGGUGGACAAGUUCCUGAGCCUCUCCUUACCAGUUGGGUGCACGAAAGACCACCCGUUUACUUGCCCGAUGGGGGCGGCGGCACCGCCACUGGAGGAGCUGAGGCUGCCGCCAAUGCUACUGUGCAUUGCGGAGAAGGAUUUGAUCAAAGACACGGAGAUGGAGUAUUAUGAGGCCAUGAGGAAGGCCGAAAAAGACGUGGAGCUUCUGAUUAGCCAUGGAAUGACUCACAGCUUUUAUCUGAACAAGAUUGCCGUAGAUAUGGACACUAACACUGCCGCACAAACUGAUGCACUAUUCUCUGCAAUCAUAGAGUUCAUCAAGAAGCAUUGAAAGAUACAAGUUUUUAUGUGAUAAAUUCGAUAUGUUAAAGUUUUCAUGUAGCAAGUUGAUAAUGAUAAACUAAAUCUUAUUCUGUGUUAUUUUGAAUAAUUAAUUCUCGUCCGUAAGAA
This is a messenger RNA of Morus notabilis, 1182 nucleotides long. RefSeq names its product probable carboxylesterase 15. The record is from RefSeq and is a predicted model, not a curated record. The coding region runs from base 59 to 1063 and encodes 334 amino acids. Lineage: Eukaryota; Viridiplantae; Streptophyta; Magnoliopsida; Rosales; Moraceae. The transcript has a single exon. Gene Ontology annotation, molecular function: hydrolase activity.